UGCUUUCUUUCAUUUUCCCUCGUUUUCCCAGGUUGUGUCACUUUCUUUCUUGCUUUCGAGAAUUGAAGUUGGGUUCGUAGAGCUUUGAAGAAGGUGUUGGAAGUAGUAGUUGCUUUGACAUUCAAUGUUUUGUUGUUGGACUUCUUCAUCAUCAAUCAGGCUUUGAAGAAGGUGUUGGAAGUAGUAGUUGCUUUGAUAUUCAACGUUUUGUUGUUGGACUUCUUCAUGAAUCAGCAUUGAUAUUGAAGAAGCUGAUACUUUGAUUAGGCAUUUUGUUGUUCAAAAUUGCAAUGUCUACGCCAACAUCUGAAGCCUACGAGUGGUUCUGUUGUGGGGAUUGUGAUAACAAGCUUGCUCCUUUUAAUGGUCUCGUUAAGGAACUUGUUUCACAAUGCAAUAGCGAAAGUAGUUGGCUCCUCUUUCGUGAAAACACUGGCUUGAAUGUGAAGUUUAAAGGAAGAAAGGCAAUUAAUCUACCUCCAGCUAGUAUUACGUCCAUUCAGGUUACAGAUGAAGGUCGGAUAUCUCAUACUGAUGUGGCCAAUAUCCACUGUUCUAAAUGUGAAGGUCAUGUUGGGUGGAAAAUUAUUCAUGAGCACAGCGAUGACCCAAUAAUCCAUAAAGGCCAAUUCAUACUGCAUAAUUCUUUUGGGGGAGGCAGACUUUCUCUCAAGUUAUAAAAUGGGUGGACAAAAAUAUGGCAGAUGGAUCUACCAAUUAAUCAGAUUUCUGAUUCUGUUUGUUUUCCUAUCAUGGCUGUAGAUGUAGGUACCAAGUCCAAAUGGGAUGCUGCUGUUUGAGAAGUGUUAUAAUUGAUUGGAUUCAUUUCUUUUCCUAUAGAAUUCUUCUAUCCAAUGUUGAGUGAAAAAUUGUGAUAGCUUUACUACUGUUCCAUUCAGUUUGCAUUUUGGAAUGAAUGUGUCCAUGAGAAACAUAUA
Vitis riparia (riverbank grape) is the source of this 938-nucleotide messenger RNA. RefSeq lists its product as uncharacterized. The record is from RefSeq and is a predicted model, not a curated record. NCBI's taxonomy places the organism in Eukaryota, Viridiplantae, Streptophyta, Magnoliopsida, Vitales, Vitaceae. Bases 291 to 680 code for a protein of 129 amino acids. The transcript is spliced from 6 exons.